Molecule: messenger RNA, 4629 nt
Organism: Acanthosepion pharaonis
Lineage: Eukaryota; Metazoa; Mollusca; Cephalopoda; Sepiida; Sepiidae
Source: the annotation of a GenBank genome assembly
AUGGCGCCGCCUUAUCGAGCAGGAGCGGUGCUUCAUAUAUUACGGCGCACGCUUCAUCGAGCAGGAGCGGUGCUUACCAUAAGGUUACGGCGCUGCCUAUCGAGCAGGAGCGGUGCAUUUAAGGCUACGGCGCCGCCUAUCGAGCAGGAGCGGUGCUUUACUCAUAAGGUCACGGCGCCGCCUAUCGAGCAGGAGCAGAAGCACUAUAAGGCUACGGCGCCGCCUAUCGAGCAGGAGCGGUGCAUUACCAUAAGGCCAUGGCGCCGCCUAUCGAGCAGGGAGCGGUGCUUCGAGCAGGAUAUUACGGCGCCGCCUAUCGAGCAGGGCGGUGUUACUCAUAAGGCUACGGCGCCGCCUAUCGAGCAGGAGCGGUGCUUACUCAUAAGGCCACGGCGCCGCCUAUCGAGCAGGGGCGGUGCUACUCAUAAGGCUACGGCGCCGCCUAUCGAGCAGGAGCGGUGCUUACUCAUAAGGUCACGGCGCCGCCUAUCGAGCAGGAGCAGCUACGGCGCCGCCUAUCGAGCAGGAGCGGUGCUUACUCAUAAGGCUACGGCGCCGCCUAUCGAGCAGGAGCAGUGCUUACUCAUAAGGCUACGGCGCCGCCUAUCGAGCAGGAGCGGUGCUUUACUCAUAAGGUCACGGCGCCGCCUAUCGAGCAGGAGCGGUGCCACCAUAAGGCUACGGCGCCGCCUAUCGAGCAGGAGCGGUGCUCAUACUACGGCGCUGCCUAUCGAGCAGGUCAUUUGGCUACGGCGCCUAUCGAGCAGGAGCGGUGCUUACCAUAAGGUCACGGCGCCGCCUAUCGAGCAGGAGCAGUGCUUACUUCAUAAGCGUCAUGGCGCCGCCUAUCGAGCAGGAGCAGUGCUUACCAUAGGUCAUGCGCCGCCCUAUCGAGCAGGAGCGGUGCUUAUCAUAAGGCCACGGCGCCGCCUAUCGAGCAGGAGCGGUGCUUACCAUAAGGCUACGGCGCGCCUAUCGAGCAGGAGCAGUACUCAUAAGGCUACGGCGCUGCCUAUCGAGCAGGAGCAGGCUAUCUAUAUAAGUUACGUCGCCGCCUAUCGAGCAAGACCGGUGCUUAUCGAGCAGAGCGGGCCACCAUCACGGCGCCGCCUAUCGAGCAGGAGCGGCUACGGCGCCGCCUAUCGAGCAGGAGCAGUGCUUACUCAUAAGGCUACGGCGCCGCCUAUCGAGCAGGAGCGGUGCUUACUCAUAGCGGGCUACGGCGCCGCCUAUCGAGCAGGAGCGGUGCUUACUCAUAAGGCUACGGCGCCGCCUAUCGAGCAGGGAGCGGGCUACGGCGCCGCCUAUCGAGCAGGAGCAGUGCCCCUCGCCAGGCUACGGCGCCGCCUAUCGAGCAAGAGUGCUUACACGCAAGGCUACGGCGCCGCCUAUCGAGCAGGGGCGGUGCUUACUCAUAAAACUACGGCGCCGCCUAUCGAGCAGGAGCGGUGCUUACUCAUAAGGCUACGGCGCCGCCUAUCGAGCAGGAGCGGCUGGGCAUACUAUCGGCAAGGCGGUGCAGCACUAAGGCCACUACGGCGCCGCUGUCGAGCAGGAGCGGUGUUUACUCAUGAACUACGGCGCCGCCUAUCGAGCAGGGCAGUGCUUACUCAGGCGGGUCUACGGCGCCGCCUAUCGGCAGGAGCGGUGCUUACUCAUAAGGCUACGGCGCCGCCUAUCGAGCAGGAGCGGUGCCUCAUAAGGCACGGCGCCGCCUAUCGAGCAGGAGCGCAGGAGCAGUGCUUACUCAUAUUACAUGGCGCCGCCUAUCGAGCAGGAGCAGUGCUUACUCAUAAGGCUACGGCGCCGCCUAUCGAGCAGGAGCGGUGCUUACUCAUAAGGUCACGGCGCCGCCUAUCGAGCAGGAGCGGUGCUACUAUAAGGCCGCUGGCGCCGCCUCAUCGAGCAGGAGCGGUGCUUACUCAUAAGGGGCUACGGCGCUGGCCUAUCGGAGCAGGGGCAGUGCUUACUCAUAAGGGUUACGGCGCCUAUCUAUCGAGCUGGAGUCAUGUCGCUGCCCAUUUUGCGCUUACUCAUAAGGCCGCUUGGCGCCGCCUAUCGAGCAGGAGCGGUGCUUAUCAUAAGGCUGAUGGCGCCGCCUAUCGAGCAGGAGCGCAGGAGCGGUGCUUUACUAAGGUCACGGCGCCGCCUAUCGAGCAGGGGCGGUGCUUAGGCGCCGCCUAUUACUUCAUAAGGCCACGGCGCCGCCUAUCGAGCAGGACAGUGCUUUACCAUAAGGCCAUGGCGCCGCCUAUCGAGCAGGAGCAAGCGAAGCAUAUAAGGCUGGUUGCCGAGCGGAGCAGUGCUAUCAUAAGGCUACGGCGCCGCCUAUCGAGCAGGAGCGGUGCUUACUCUAUAAGGCUACGGGCGCCGCCUAUCGAGCAGGAGCGGUGCUUAAUCAUAAGGGGCUACGGCGCCGCCUUAUCGAGCAGGAGCGGUGCUUACCAUAAGGUCGGCGCCGCUUCUUAUCGAGCAGGAGCAGUGCUUACCAUAAGGCUACGGCGCCGCUCUAUCGAGCAGGAGCGGUGCUUUACCAUAAGGGGCUACGGCGCCGCCUAUCGAGCAGGAGCGAAGCAUCAUAAGGGUUACGGCGCUGCCUAUCGAGCAGCAAGAGUGGUGCUUUACUAUAAGGCUACGGCGCCGCUUAUCGAGCAGGGAGCGGUGCUUACCAUAAGGCCAUGGCGCCGCCUAUCGAGCAGGAGCGGUGCUUACUCGAGCAAGGCGGCUGGCGCUGCCUAUCGAGCAGGAGCGGUGCUUACUCAUAAGGCUGCUGGCGCCUAUCGAGCAGGAGCGGUGCUUACCAUAAGGCUUCAGCGGCGCCGCUUAUCGAGCAGGAGCGGUGCUUACCAUAAGGCCACGGCGCUGCCCAUCGAGCAGGAGCAGUGCGGCCUUCAUAAGGGGUCACGGCGCCGCCUAUCGAGCAGGAGCGGUGUACCAUAUGUUACGGCGCGCGCCUAUAGAGCAGGAGCGGUGUUUACCCUUACGGCGCUUAUCGAGCAGGAGCGGUGUCACGGCGCCGCUUAUCGAGCAGGAGCGGUUAAGGUCAUGCCUAUCGAAGGAGGCUACGGGCGCCGCCUAUCGAGCAGGAGCGGUGCUUUACUCAUAAGGCUCACGGCGCCGCCUAUCGAGCAGGGGCGGUGCUUUACUCAUAAGGCUACGGUGCCGCCUAUCGAGCAGAGCGGUGCUUACCAUAGGCUGCCGGCGCCGCCUAUCGAGCAGGAGCAGUGCUUACUCAUAAGGCUACGGCGCCGCCUAUCGAGCAGGAGCGGUGCUUACCAUAAGGUCACGGCGCCGCCUAUCGAGCAGGAGCGGCGCUUACUCAUAAGGCAUGGCGCCGCCUAUCGAGCAGGAGCAGUGCUUACCAUAAGGCUCACGGCGCCGCCUAUCGAGCAGGAGCAGUGCUUAUGCCACUAUAAGGCUUACGGCGCCGCCUUAUCGAGCAGGAGCGGUGCUUACCAUAAGCUGUACGGCGCCGCCUAUCGAGCAGGGAGUGGUGCUUACCAUAAGGUCACGGCGCCGCCUAUCGAGCAGGAGCGGUGCGUUUACCAUAAGCUACGGCGCCGCCUAUCGAGCAGGAGUGGUGCUUUACCAGGCGGCACGGCGCCGCCUAUCGAGCGAAAGCAUAGUACAUGGCGCCGCCUAUCGAGCAGGAGCAGUGCUUUACUCAUAAGGCUACGGCGCCGCCUAUCGAGCAGGAGCGGUGCAUACGGCGACGCUAUAUCGAGCAGGAGCGGUGCCACUAUAAGGCGUCACGGUGCCGCCUUAUCGAGCAGGAGCGGUGCCUCUAUAAGGUCACGGCGCCGCCUUAUCGAGCAGGAGCAGUUUACCAUAAGGUCACGGCGCCGCCUAUCGAGCAGGAGCGGGCUUACCAUAAGGCCACGGCGCCGCCUAUCGAGCAGGAGCGGUGCUUCUCAUAAGGCUACGGCGCCGCCUAUCGAGCAGGAGAGUGCCGGCGCCUCUAUCGAAGGCUACGGCGCCGCCUAUCGAGCAGGAGCGGUGCUUAAUCGCAGGCUACGGCGCCGCCUAUCAGGAGCAGCAGGUCACGGCGCCGCCCAUCGAGCAGGAGCGGUGCUUACCAUAAGGCUACGGCGCCGCCUAUCGAGCAGGAGCAGGUCACGGCAGUGCUUACUCAUAAAACUGCGGCGCCGCCUAUCGAGCAGGAGCAGGCCAUCAUGCUACGGCGCCGCCUAUCGAGCAGGAGCAGGCGCAUCGCGAAGGCCGAUGGCGUCAGCCUAUCGAGCAGGAGCGGUGCUUACCAUAAGGCCACGGCGCCGCCUAUCGAGCAGUCACGGCGCUGCCUAUCGAGCAGGAGUGCUUACAUCAUAUGGCCAUGGCGCCGCCUAUCGAGCAGGAGCAGUGCUUACCAUAAGGGGCUACGGCGCCGCCUAUCGAGCAGGAGCGGUGCUUACCAUAAGGCUACGGCGCUGCCCAUCGAGCAGAAGCAGUGCUUACCAUAAGGUCACGGCGCCGCCUAUCGGCAGGAGCGGUGCUUACCAUAAGGCCACGGCGCCGCCUAUCGAGCAGGAGCAGUGCUUACCAGGCACUACGGCGCCGCCCAUUGAGCAGGGAGCAGUGCUUACUCAUAAGGUCACGGCGCCGCCUAUCGAGCAGGAGCGGUGCUUACCAUAA